UGGGGGAGCAAAUAGUGAUAGGAUCAAUUGCCUUUUCGGGAGGGUCACCCGUAACUACCAACUACUUACUAACACUGCCGUCUUGUCUCAACUUGCUUCCGAUAUUCGAGCUUGCAUAUCGACCCACCCGCCAAAUCUCGUAUCGCCGAAAGACGGCACUGCCGUCUUCAAAGGAACUGCCAAGUGACAUUCUGUGGGGCUUGCGAUGGCUUAUCAUGCCAGAAAUCACUACAUACCUACAACUUUGUCUUGAAUCAAACGAGAGCACAUGUCAGACACACGACCAAAGCACUUGGGCUGAGAUGUCUCUGCACCCCCUCAACGAUGAGGAUGGGCGCUGUUUUCGCCACAAGUGCGGCGCUUGAUCUACAGCUUACCAGAAGAGCAGAACGGACCAAGAUGAAAGGAGUAGCGCGCUUAGCAUGCCAUUCACUUUCCUGGCGUCAUAUGCAUGUCAAACCCCGGUUACUGAGACACCGCCUCGAGAUAUAAAGGCCGAUUACCCCGAGAGCGCGUCCUCACCUCCUUACCAUGUUUCUCUCCUCCCAUUUUCUUGCCAUACUCCCUGCUCUAUGCACGGUCGCAACUGGAGUCUCCGCGGCCUUGUCGCCAAGUAACAGGAUGACCGCGCGGGACAAUACAACGACCGCGGGGUUGACAGGCGACUCUGCAUGCACAACUAAUAUGUGCAUUUCUGCUGUACUCAAUGGAUCUACAACCCAAUACACGCUAGCGAGCACGGGAAAGCAGAGCGUAGGAUGGAUGGCAAUCGGUUUUGGCACAGUCAUGGCUGGAUCGCCGAUGGUCAUAAUGUGGCCGAACUCGAACGGUUCGGUUACGAUCUCCCAGCGGUCUGCGCCGACCGAACAGAUGCCCACCCUCGUUGCUAAUCCCGCCCGCGUCGCAACGCUGGACACAGCACUGAGCACGACUUCCGGGAAUCCACAAUUCGUCUUCACAAUUCCCUCCGACAGCUCGACUGCGCAAAACCUAAUCUUCGGUUUUUGUGAUACAAAUCCAGGAACUGCUGAUCCGUCGGCGACUCUCCAGAUGCACAUCGAAAAUGGCAAUUUGAACCUCGAUCUCAGCAAGGCACUCAACUCUAGCUCGGGAUCCUCAACAUCGAGCUCGUCGACGCAAACUUCUGGGAGUAGCAUGCUAUCCUCGACCCAACGGAUGAUCAUUGCGCACGCCAUUGUAAGCGUGAUCGCAUUUGCUCUGCUGCUACCCUCCGGUGUUCUUCUCGCACGUUAUCUGCGCACGUUCACUCCGACGUGGUACACUGGGCACUGGAUUGCGCAGCUCGGACUCGCUGGACCUGCGGUGAUCGUCGGCAUCUCCCUGGGAUUCGCUGCAGCCGGGCCAAUCAGGUCCAAGAUACUGGAUCAGCACAAGGUAUUCUCCCGUUGUCCAAUUAUCACUGCUGCCGAUAACAUCCGCGAUUUACAGACAACCGGCAUCGUCCUUCUCGUGCUCUACCUCUUCCAGGUCGCUCUUGGCGCUGUGAUACAUUUCGUAAAACCGAAAAACUCUACCCGCCGGCCUAUCCAGAACUAUUUCCACGCUCUCCUGGGACUCACUAUCAUCGGUCUGGGGCUGUACCAGAUUCACGACGGGUACAGCAGGCAGUGGACAUAUUAUUCAGGUCUCGGGCUCGUGGCUUCCGGCGUUAACAAGUUGUGGAUCGUGUGGUCCACUCUCAUUCCAGUGCUGUACGUUCUCGGACUUCUGCUCUUCCUCAGGAAGCAGUAUCGACAGGAAGCUGCCGCUCGUACCGAGAAGUCGCAGAUCGAUUCCGAACAUUAAUGUUGACUAAUUAGAGAAUAAAUACUGUGAUGUGUUGGAUAAUUGCGUGAUCGCAUCGUUCGAGGGUUGAAUUCUAUGGAAACAUCCCGAGCGCUGGCCUAUCGGCGACUCGUAGCGCCAUACCCGAUUGAUGCAUAUCCC
Messenger RNA from Mycena citricolor, 1947 nucleotides. The record is from the annotation of a GenBank genome assembly. Lineage: Eukaryota; Fungi; Basidiomycota; Agaricomycetes; Agaricales; Mycenaceae.